AUGGAGAAAGAAUCCGAUACAGAUACAAAUCAUGACCAGGAGCCCAAGGCAGAAACCGAUGCAUUUAGUAGUUAUCUAAGGAUCUUUCAAUAUGGCUCAUCCCAAGACUAUACCCUGCAGGCCAUUGCCACUGCCUGCGCACUAGGGUCUGGUGUUGGCAUGGCUCUUGUCAAUCUGGUUUUUGGCCAGUUCAUCACACUUACCACUGACUACUCGACGAGCGCCGCAGGUGCUUCUCAUUUCCGAAGUGAAUCCGCAAGACUCAGUCUCUACUUCUUCAUUAUUGGCCUUUGCCGAUUCGUUCUCACCUAUGUAUACAGCACGUUGUAUACAUUUGCCGCAUAUCGGAUUAUACGAAAUAUUCGCCGCCGUUACCUAACAGCAGGACUGAGCCAGGAAAUUGCCUUCUUUGAUGCCGGCACUAGUGGAUCGAUUGCGAUGCAAGCUACCUCCAACGGACGACUGAUCCAGGGUGGAAUAUCAGAAAAGCUGGGACUUGUCAUUCAGGGCCUGGCCGCUUUCAUAUCGGCCUUCGUGCUAGCAUUUGUCACUCAAUGGAAGCUGACACUCAUUUGCUGCUGUAUUGCCCCAGCGAUGCUUCUGGCCAUGGGCAUAUGCUCCACCAUUGAAGCUUCGAUUGAGUCAAAGAUUCUCAAAGUUCAAGCCCAGGCCGGGGCUUUCGCAGAGAGUAUUUUGUCAAGUUCUCGGACGGUACAGGCUUUCGGGCUUCGAAACCAACUGCUACGCGAAUUUGACAAGUUCUUGCAAGCCUCAAGAAAGCUGGGAAAUAAGAAAUCUCCUCUUUUUGGCUGCCUAUUCGCCACGGAGUACACCAUCAUCUUUGCAGGGUUUGGCUUGUGCUUUUGGCAGGGUGUAAAGAUGGUAUCCACUGGGGAGGUGAAGGAAUCUGGAGAUGUUUUCACUGUGCUUAUGUCUGUGGUUGUGGCAGCCACAAGCUUGACCACUAUCAUGCCUUAUUUAAUUGAUUUUGUCCGCGCUGCCUCCGCAGCGUCAGAGCUAUUCAAGCUCAUCGAUCGAAAGUCGAGAAUCAAUCCGUUCGACGAGUCUGGAGAAAAACCGACGGACCUGAUGGGCUAUCUCGAUUUUGAUAACAUCUCGUUCGCUUAUCCUACGCGCCCUGAUGCCAAGGUGUUGGAUAAUUUCUCACUGCAUAUUCCUGCUGGGAAGACAACUGCGCUCGUGGGAGCAAGCGGGUCUGGUAAGAGUACUAUCGUUGGACUUAUUGAGCGAUGGUACAACCCUUUGUCAGGAACAAUCAAGAUUGAUGGCCAGCCUGUUGAGCUAUUCAACCUCAAAUGGCUGCGUCGGCAUGUUAGACUUGUUCAACAGGAGCCCAUUUUGUUUGCCGGCACAGUUGCUGAAAACAUCGCCAAUGGCCUUGUGGGUACACCGUGGGAAAAUGAGCCUCCAAUCGAGAAGCUUGCCCGGAUACAGGACGCUGCUAAAAUUGCUUUUGCCCACGAUUUCAUUACCGAGCUUCCCAACGGGUAUGAUACCGUCAUUGGGGAGAGAGGUGGGCUAUUAUCCGGUGGUCAAAAACAACGUGUUGCAAUUGCUCGCAGCAUUGUUUCCCAGCCACGAAUUCUUCUUCUAGAUGAGGCAACGAGUGCGCUUGAUCCUCAUGCCGAGGAAGUUGUUCAACAGGCACUGAACAACGUUUCGAAGGGACGAACAACAAUCACCAUUGCACACAAACUAGCCACCAUAAGAGAUGCUGAUAAUAUUGUCGUCAUGGAAAAUGGCCGUAUUCUCGAGCAAGGUACGCAUAGCUCCCUUUUGGAACUGAACAGCGCCUAUGCACGACUCGUGCGGGCUCAAGAUCUGUCUGUAGCCACGCAAGACCCCGAGGAGGUGUCGAUUGGUUCGGAUGAAACACACAAAGGAGAUCACGUUGCACUGACUAGUGAGCUGACUCGGUACUCGACUAUGACGAGAUCAACUCUCGAGAAGCAGUUGAGUCGGGAUGAUUUUGAUAAUUGGAAAAGAUUGGGGCUUCUCCACACAGUCUGGCGAUUGGUAACAUCGACUCCGGAGCUCAAAUGGUCUUUCACAAUUAUGGUUCUGGCUUCUAUAAUAGGAGCUGCUUCAUUUCCUGGCCAAGCUAUUUUGAUGUCCAAAUUGAUCGAUAUAUUUAAAUUUACCGGUGCAACUCUGCGGACUAAAGGGAACUUUUUUGCGCUCAUGUUUUUAGUCCUCGGGCUUGGAUCUUUCGUCGUCUACUUUGUUCUCGGAUGGGCAUCAAACAUUGUGGCACAGAUAAUAAACCACAAAUACCGGAAACAAGUCGUCAAUGACAUGAUGAAACAAGACUUACAAUUCUUUGAUCGCACCGAGAAUACUACAGGAGCACUGACCAGCCGUGCCGACUCUUAUCCACAGGCUGUGUUUGAGCUUAUGGGCUUCAACGUUGCUCUGAUACUGGUUGCAACGGUUGGUGUAGUGGCAUGUGCCAUCAUGUCACUGGUAUAUGCAUGGAGGCUUGGCCUUGUUAUUGUCUUCGCAGGACUUCCACCCAUGCUCCUUUCCGGUUACGCUCGCAUCAGAAUGGAGGGUGCAAUGGAUCACAAGAUUUCAAAAUUAUUUUCCAAGAGUGCAUCCAUUGCCUCAGAGGCCGUGAAUGCUAUCCGGACGGUGUCUUCUUUGGCGAUUGAGAUGUCUGUUUUGGACCGAUACACCGAGGAGCUUGACCAGGCGAUUGCCACAUCCACGAAGCCACUGCUUCUUAUCAUGCUUCCUUUUGCGUUCACUCAGACCGUGGAAUAUUCGUUCCUAGCACUGGGUUUCUGGUAUGGAUGCCGGCUUGUCUCAUUUGGAGAUUUGAGCGAGGUCAACUUUUACAUGAGUUUUCUCAGUGUGUUCUUUUCUGGCCAACAAGCUACAAUUCUUUUUGGCUUUUCAAGCAGCAUGACAAAGGCAACAAAUGCUGCAAAUUACAUAUUUUGGCUUGAAGAGCUUCAGCCUAUCAUUCGAGAGACCGACGAAAACCGCGAGAUGGGCCCUGGCGACUUCAAGUCUCUACACUUGGAAAAUCUGCAAUUCUCUUAUCCAAUGAGACCCCACGCUCGCGUACUACGUGGUGUUGACCUUCAAAUCAAAAAAGGUCAAUUUGUCGCGUUCGUCGGCGCAUCUGGCUGUGGAAAAAGUACCAUGAUCAGCAUGCUUGAACGAUUUUACGACCCAGUCGCCGGUUACAUCAAAAUCGAUGCCCUUACAUUAGACCGCUUGAAUCCGUGGCUGUACCGAGGUCAAGUGGCACUUGUUCAGCAAGAGCCCACUCUCUAUCCCGGAACCAUUCGCGAAAACGUAUCCAUGGGGACGCCGACUGAUGACGCGGAAACGGUUCCUGACAGCGAAAUUGAGGCUGCCUGUCGAGCUGCUAACGCGUGGGAAUUUAUCUCAUCGCUGCCAGAUGGCCUUAUGACUCUAUGUGGGGCCAAUGGGACACAGCUCUCUGGUGGGCAACGUCAACGCAUCGCUAUUGCCAGAGCGUUACUCCGAAAUCCACGUUUGCUCCUAUUAGAUGAAGCAACAAGCGCAUUGGACACUCAGUCGGAGAGAAUUGUCCAAGAUGCGCUGAAUGAGGCGGCUUCCCAGGGGGAUAGAAUCACGAUCGCGGUUGCCCAUCGCUUGUCGACUAUUCGUCAUGCGGAUAUGAUUUGCGUGUUUGACGGGGGUAAGAUCGCUGAGUCUGGAACCCAUGAGGAAUUGCUAGCGAAAGGCCGAAUUUAUCCGAAGAUGUGCGAGGCUCAGAACCUAGGCACUUGA
Molecule: messenger RNA, 3786 nt
Organism: Penicillium vulpinum
Lineage: Eukaryota; Fungi; Ascomycota; Eurotiomycetes; Eurotiales; Aspergillaceae
Product: ABC transporter ATP-binding protein
Exons: 9
Coding region: 1-3786 (1261 amino acids)
Biological process (GO): transmembrane transport
Cellular component (GO): membrane
Molecular function (GO): ATP hydrolysis activity; ATP binding; ABC-type transporter activity
Source: RefSeq, a predicted model, not a curated record